This is a messenger RNA of Tachyglossus aculeatus (Australian echidna), 3139 nucleotides long. RefSeq names its product tapasin-related protein-like. The coding region runs from base 56 to 1345 and encodes 429 amino acids. The transcript is spliced from 9 exons. The record is from RefSeq and is a predicted model, not a curated record. Lineage: Eukaryota; Metazoa; Chordata; Mammalia; Monotremata; Tachyglossidae.
CUCGGAAGGUGGCAGGGUCCGCAGGACGGACAAAAGGACGGAGCCGGCCCGCAAGAUGCCCGGGAGCGGCCGAGCGCUCCUCACUGUCUGCUGCCUCCUGGGGCCAGGGUUCCUGGGGACCCCCUGGGGAGGGGCCAAGGCCGGGGAGUCCUUGAGCCAGGUCAGCCAGCUGAACUGCGUCCUAGAGAGCAUCAACUCCCACAUGACCACAGAAGAGUCCCUCAUGCGGCAAAAUGUGCAACUAGUGCUGAGGGGCCCAGGGCCCCCCGCGCCCCCACCCCCGGGAGAUGCCUUCACCUUUGUUCUGCAGGAGAGGGCCCCCGUGCUCCUGCAGUAUGUGGAUGAGGACGUGAACGAGCUGGAAUGCCGGCUCAGCCGCUACUUCACCGACAACAUAGAGAUACUGUGGCCGGGCCUGGCCAGCCAUGGGACAUGGCUCCCCAUCUGGUACACCGUCACCAUUAGCCACGCCCAGGGCCACUUCACCAUCACCACCUUCUGCAUCCAGACGGCCGAGUCCGGCGGCCAAGAGCCGGUGCACCUUUCAGGGGUCUUCUCCAUGCGCACCCGGGCCUCCCAGAUCCAGACGCCCCUGGCCGGGACCGUCCUGCUGGACUGUGCCUUUGCACUGGACCACGCGGCCUCCGUGGACGUGGCCUGGGUCUUGCGGCAGAAGGGGGGGCGGCAGCGGGAGGUGCUCCACUACCGCGGGGCGGAGAACCAGGUGACGCACCUGGACCCGAAGGUGGAGGCCUUCCCGGCCGCCAUCCCCCAAGGCAAUGUCUCCCUACUGCUCCAGAAUGUGGCCAUCCAUGACCAGGGCACCUACAGUUGCUCCGUAACCGCGGUCGCCCUGCAGGGAGAGCUCAACAUCGAGGUGGCCGUCCUGGAGAGCCCCAAGGUGAAGUUGAACAUGGAGUCGGUGAGUCUGGUGGAGGGGGAGGAGCGGAAGCUGGUUUGUGAUGUGAGCCACUACUACCCCCUGGAGGCCCGGGCCCAGUGGCUACGUCAGCCCCCAGCCGGGAGCCGCCUGCUGCCCAACGUGGUCAGCGGCACCCUGGCCAGUAGCCACCGGCAGAACGGCGACCAGACCUUCAGCUUCUCCAGCUACUUCCUGCUCACGGGUUCGCUGCGGGACGACGGGGUGCGCUACACCUGCCACGUGGACCACCUGAGCCUCAAGACCCCCAUCCGCAAGAGCGUCACCAUCAGAGUGACAGCAAAAUCGUGGCCCUGGAUGUGGCUUCUCAUCGGGGCUGUCUUCAUUGUCCUGAGCGGCCUGCUGCUUGGCCUCCUGGUCCACCUGCACAGAGUGAAAAUCAUGGACAAGAGGAAGCCAUAUUAGAACUCAGAACUGAAAGAGACACUCUGGAAGCACAAACCACCAAGCAGAGAAAGAAGCAGCAGUACUCAGAGCCCCCCAUAGGACUACAGCAUCGAAGAGGCUCCCCCUCCCCGCAAAUCACCAACUUCCCCUUCCCCGUCCAGGCCUCCAAUCCUCCAGCAUCAGCCCCACAUGCAGUUCGGAACACCUCCAGUGGGCAAGGCAAGAGACCUGCAUCCCCCAGAGACUGCCUCCGUCCCCCUCCGCAGAGGGGGACACAGCCUGGUGUCGGGAAGCGAACAUGGCCGCAGCAGGGCGGAGGGCAGAAAAUGGUGGGAGGAUGGGUGGGGUCCACCUGGGAAAUGGACCCUCCCUCAGGCCAGGAUCACGAGGUGGGGACAGAGAAGACGGACUGCUACGAGACAGACAGUCUGCCUUCUGUCCACUCCCCAGCCACAUUGUUCUGAUGGUCGAGAAGAGCAUCAGACUCGGCGAACAACAGCUGGUGACCCCUGGCCCCCCUGCUCCAUCUCCUCUGCCUCUCUGCCCAGGCUCCCAUUUCAUUCUAGUCUGGACAGUCUCUCGGCCUUGUGGACUCACCCAUUUCUCGAUCCCUGCAAAGGUCUUUGGUACUGACUGCCACAGGCUAACCACCCUCCGGGCCUCUCCGCUUUCCCCACACACUGUUAGGAGUGAGCAGUGUCUUAGCUGAAGGAUUGGGGUGAAGGGUACACCCCAGAAGCUUGAAGCCAGCAAAGAAACACCUCAACCAUCCAGUGCACUGCCCAGUCCUGUCACUGCUGGACCGGAGUCCUGUCCAGUAUUGCUCUUCAUCUGGCCAGGCCUGACAGAAGGACAGGAUCUUCUUGCAGAAACUUUUGGAACAUUCUGGAGCUGACUCUCUGUCAAUAAUAGGGAAGCUUUCCUGAGGGCAGAACAAAAGAUGUAGACUAGACUGUAAGCUCCAUGGACAGGGAACAUAUCUACCAACUCUGUUACAUUGUACUCUCCCAAGUGUUUAGUACAGUGCUCUGCACACAGUAAAAGUGCUCACUAAAUACCAGUGAUUGAUGUCAGAGUUGUGUCAUCUGCCUGCUUCUCUGAGUCCCAGCCGGAAGAGAUUUUUCAGGCAGAGGAUGUAUUUCUCUCUUCUAAAGCUCUCCUUGGGUGGAAAGGAAGCUAAUUAUAAUAAUAAUUGGGGUAUUAAGCACUUAUUACGUGACAAACUCUGUACUAGUCGCUGAGGUAGAUACAAUAUAUUCAGAUCAGAAACAGUUCCCGUCCCACAUGUGGCUCACAGUCCAAACAGGUUAAUCUGGUCAUUGUCUUAAUCUGAGGAGCUAUUCUAAACUAAACUUUAUUUCCCAGCCUUUUCCCAAGACUAGUACUCAUCAGUCAUUCAAACCUCAAUUGACGUUGAAGGAUUUAAACUUCAAUAGCGGUACUUAAUACCUGGAAAACCUGGACUUUGGUAAUUUUCUGUUGUGCUCUUUUCUCAUUCAUGUUACAAAUUAUAUCCCAACUUUGAUCAGUCUCUUUUUUUGGCAGCUGGGCUCAACCAUGUUCCCCGGGGCCUCCAAAGAACGUGAACUGCCACAGAAGGGAUCAAACACAGGGGGUCGGCUCCUGGUAUCCCUCCCUUCAAGGAUCUUAGUCUAGUGGAGUUUACAAUCCUUUAAUCAUAGGGAACUUGGCCUCUGUCUCUUAGAACAGCCUGAUAACUGUAACCUAUGACUUCCAGAUCAAACUUUCAGCUCCACACAGAUCCUUGUACACUGAGGGACACAAAAUAUGUUAUUUAUUGUGAAUUUUUGC